CUUCACAUGGUAUAAAAACCCUCAUUAACCAACUUUCUUCUUCUUCGACUGCCGGCUUCCAGUACACCCUCACCCUCCGAUCCGUUCAUAUUCCCCGUUAUCCAUGGCUCCCAAAAGAGGUGUGAAGGCCCCAGCCUUGGCGAAGAAGAAACCGGAAAAGGUUUUAAAUCCUUUGUUUGAAAAGAGGCCGAAGCAAUUUGGAAUUGGUGGUGCUCUGCCACCUAAGAAGGACUUGACCAGAUUUGUCAAGUGGCCCCAUGUUGUUCGUAUUCAGAGGCAAAGGAGAAUCCUGAAGCAGCGUUUGAAGGUUCCUCCUGCUGUUAACCAGUUCACAAAGACGCUCGACAAGAACCUUGCCACCCAACUCUUCAAGUUAUUGCUCAAGUAUAGACCUGAAGACAAGGCAGCUAAGAAGGAAAGGCUUGUUCUAAGAGCACAGGCUGAAGCUGAGGGAAAAACCGUGGAAUCAAAGAAGCCUAUUGUUGUCAAAUAUGGGCUUAACCAUGUUACUUACCUCAUUGAGCAGAACAAGGCUCAGCUUGUAAUUAUUGCUCAUGAUGUUGAUCCAAUUGAGCUUGUUGUUUGGUUGCCUGCCUUGUGCCGGAAAAUGGAGGUCCCAUAUGCAAUUGUCAAGGGCAAAUCUCGACUUGGAGCUAUCGUCCACCAAAAGACUGCUGCAGCUUUGUGCCUUACAUCAGUAAAGAAUGAAGACAAAUUGGAAUUCAGCAAGAUUUUAGAGGCAGUUAAGGCCAACUUUAAUGACAAAUUUGACGAGCAUCGCAAGAGGUGGGGUGGUGGCAUCAUGGGAUCCAAAUCUCAAGCGAAAACUAAAGCUAAGGAGAGAGUCUUAGCCAAAGAAGCUGCACAGAGAAUGAAUUAAGGCUCCAGCGCAGUAUAGAAGUUUAAAUCCUGAAUGUAACAUCUGAAGAUGAUGAAUUUUGCAGUUUAAUUUUGAUUGCACUGUUUUUUUUUUCAAUGACAAGCUCUUCGUCCAUCUUGUAGCUCAGAUAAUUUUCACUAUAAACUUUAUUUAGAUGGUGUGAGAAAAGAAUAUUUAUAGGCUUA
Messenger RNA from Mercurialis annua (annual mercury), 1065 nucleotides. RefSeq names its product 60S ribosomal protein L7a-2. The transcript is spliced from 7 exons. Gene Ontology annotation, cellular component: ribonucleoprotein complex. Lineage: Eukaryota; Viridiplantae; Streptophyta; Magnoliopsida; Malpighiales; Euphorbiaceae. The record is from RefSeq and is a predicted model, not a curated record. Gene Ontology annotation, biological process: ribosome biogenesis. The coding region runs from base 104 to 880 and encodes 258 amino acids.